AUUCAGAAUGGAGUCUGCAGGAAGUCUGAUUCUCGAAGUUGAUGUCAGAAAAAUAUUUUCAUAAUUCUAUGACAACUUUGAGGUUAAAUAGAAAAGGAUAAGUUUGGAUCUUGUAAGAUUUUACAUCUAGUUGAGGACAGUCAGCAAAAAUGGGUUGAUUGUAAACUUAAGGGAAGGCAAAUUCAGUAUGUAGAGUUGAAUCCAAUAUGGCAGAAGCAUCAAGCUCCUUAGGCAACUGUGCUGUAGAUGAUUUAUCUUUGCCUAUUCCACAGUCUCCACAUUUGGAGAGAGUUCAUAUAAGGGAGAGAAGCAACAGUGAAAAUGACCUUACUGCUGGUUCACCACAAAAUCUAUCAUUCCUAGAUGUUAGUACAAGAGCAGUUGAUUUGUCAAAGGACCCAACAAUAAAAGUAACAUGGGACAUAAAAGAAGAUGUGAGUGCAGAUGAUUGGAUAGGUUUAUAUUCUUCAGGGGAAAGUGACAAGUCUAAAUUUUGGGACAGUAAAGGUCGUGGAGGAAAUGGAGGACAGACAGGAGAACUUCUUUGGGAUCUACAUGAUGUAAUGUACAAAUUCACAGAAGAUAAUACCAAAGUUUGUUUUAAGUACUAUAUUGGUAAUAGCAGUCAGAUAGUAGCCACAAGUCCAUCUGUGACAGUCAUCAAUAGUCAAACAGGAAAGAAAUAUACAAAUGAAGAAUACACACAUGCAUUAGUGGAUUACAAGAAGAACAUAGUACGAAUUAUUUUGUCAGAUUUGGAAGCAUGUAACCUGAAGAAGGGAAUGUUCUUUAAUCCUGACCCUUAUGUUAAAAUGACAUUGAUCCCUAGCAAAGUGUAUUCACCACAAGUACAUCACUAUCAGGAAAGAAGAACUUCUAUAGCCAGUAAUACGACUAAUCCACACUGGAAAAAUCAGACAUUUACCCUAGACACCCUACCUGCUGAUGUCAUUGAGUUUGAAAUCAAAGAUAAAUUUGCUAAGAGCCGUCCCACUAUUAGUAGAUUUCUAGGGAAAGCUUCUCUUCCUGUGCAGAAAGUACUUAAUAAAUCAGUUCCAGGGGCUGCUGAAUUUGACUUAGAUUUAACCAGACGUAAUCCAUCAGACAGUGUGUCAGGCUCACUUAGAUUUAUGGCUGAAGUAGAGAUGGACCUUGGAGAACACUUUACAUUUCCAACAGUUAGACAAAAAGCUCCCAACAAACGUCAGGUGUCUCUUCCAGAAGAAAGUUUUAGUUUUAAAAAAUCACCUCAAAUUCAACGGCAUAACACAGAUCCUGAAUCUGUUACUAAUGGCAACUGUGACACAAAUGUUGAUAAUGAUCAGGAAGAUUCUGGCAUAUCGUUACCUCAUGAAAGAAUCCCUGAUGAUGUUGAUAUAGAACUAGCAGAAAAUGAAGCAGAAAUAUUAAGUUGUAGUCCUCCUAAUCUUGCUUCUGUGCCUAGCAUAGUUUGUGGUUACAAUAGUCAUAUAGAUUCACAAAGUUUACGAAGUGAUGAGAUAGGUACAGCACCUAAUAGUGAUAAUUCAGGAGGAAUGGAAAUAGGACCUUCUUUAGGAAAUAAUGGAGCUUUAAAUGGCUUGACAUUUAUUCAUGCAUUUGAUAGUUCAAGUGGGAAUUCUUCAGCAGAAAGAAUAGAAACAUCAGAAUCAGUGUUGGACCGUGAAGACAUAAUGAGCACUGCUAGUUCAUGUGAUGUAGAAGUACAGCUAACAUUAAUGGGAGUAGAAGGGGGAAAUGAUGAGACUGCACCCCCUCCUGUGUUACCUCCCAGAACUUACAAAGCUCCACCACUACCCCCUCGAAGUAGGAAUAGUGAUGCCCCUCCUUUACCCCCAAGGACUCCAGAAAGGACACUAGAGAAACCACCCUUUCCCAAAUCUUCUGUGAGUCCAGUGGCAAUAUCUGAAGGCCAUUCAUUAGAGUUACCUCCCCCUCCUUUGCCACCAAGGACAUACAGUCCUAUCAGUCUGACAUCUAAUUCUGAUGAGUUAUCUCUUCCAGCAUUGGCAGAGGCUGCAGUAGAGGAGGAAACAAAAGACAGUUUUGAUAGUACAGAGGCAUUCUUGGGUUCAAAUGACAGUGGUGGCUCAGAAGGGGCUGUGGGUGGUCCAGUCAAUGUAAAAAAAGAAUCUCCACAUAAUAUUAUACGGACAAAACAUGGUUCACUAAAGGGUGGAUCUACUCAUAAAGUAGAAAUAUCCAGAGCUUCAACCAUUGAUAAUUCUAACUGUGAUUUAGUUGUGAAACAAAAAACAAGGAAAACACAUAGUGAUCCAACAAAAAAUGACACGUCAUCAACAAGUGAUAUUAAUUUGUCAGAUUCUAGUAGAAAUUUAUUUGCUCAGUUAUCUUCCUUGCCUUCUAUAGAUUCUGUUGUGUCUGCCAGUCAAUGCAAAAGAAACACUUCUGUUAGUCAUUCUGUAGAAUGUAGUCCAAGAUCAAGUCCUGUGUCAGUCAUUACGUCAUAUUCAGACUCAGUCACAGAUAAAACACGUCACAAACAUAAACAUAGUUGUGGUGAUAGGACUUAUAAACAAAGUGAUUCUGUACACACAACACCAAUUCGGCCAGUUUGUGAUAGGACAUCAGUGUCAGCUUCUCCUCCCAGGAUAGUGCCAAGAACACGAAUGCUUAGUGAGGAGGAAAAACAACAAAAUAGACAACAUAUUGUGCAACAACUUCAGCAAUGGACAGAAAAACAAAAACACAAAUCAAAAGCAGAAUCUAUUAGUGGCCAGGAUAGUAGUUUUUCAGGUUGUGAGAAUUCUAGUGUUAGUAAUGAAACGAUGGAAAAUGUAUCUGGGAUGUCUUCGUUAGAAUCAGUAUCUCCUGCUGUGCAUGAUCAGACUGCUAGUCAAGGUGCAACAGCAAGCCCAGUAAAUGGUACCUCAGAAGAAAAACAAUCUACUGCAGUUGUGUGGCAGUUACGUCAGCCUCAACUUCAGCCACAAGCAUCAACUUCAGCACAAAUCCCAGAGCCACAGUCACCUCUUCCUAAAUUACCAGCCAGGAAAAAGUUCCAGAAGGUAGACCCAACACAUGGGGAUGACCCCUUACCUCCAGGUUGGGAGGCAAGAGUAGAUAGUCAUGGGAGGAUAUUCUAUAUAGAUCAUAUCAACAGAACAACAACAUGGCAGAAACCAUCUAGUGGUCAGAACACCAUACAAAGACGUCCUACAAUCAGCUCAGAACAAAGACAACAACUGGACAGACGGUAUCAGAGUAUCAGAAGGACAAUCAAUCAACGACCAGAACCUGAACCACCAAGUGCUGAGAACACAUCAUCUGGUGGCAGUGAUGGUAGUCCCCAGACUUCAGCCCAGGCUAGAGUACCUCCUCCACCCACCAUGCCUGUACCCCCAAUCCCCACACCUGUGGUGCCAGAACCGGACGAUGCCCGUCCACCAGCGAUCAAAUUUUUACUCAGGACAGAUUUCUUCCCUCUUUUACAGCAAAAUGAUAGGGCAAUGGCUGAAUACAAUAGAAAUGGCACUUUAAAGCAUAUGAUACACAAAACACGAAGAGACUCCAAAAAUUUUUACAGGUAUCAACAUAAUCGUGAUUUGGUAGCUUUUGUUAACCUGUUUUCUGAUAGCAGUAAAGAAAUGCCUCCUAACUGGGAAAUGAAGUUUGACAGGGGAGGCAAGAUGUUUUUCAUAGAUCACAAUAAAAGAUUAACAACAUUCCUAGAUCCCAGACUACCUACAGAUGUCCCUCCUAUCAAUACAGAUUUCCUACAUGCAAAUCUUUUUACCGGCAGAAAUCGUGGAGUUAGGGUUGUUGAUGAUUCACCAAGAAAUCAUAGUUCUGUAGCUUCACAAGCCCGACCUCCUGUACAUGAACCAGAUGUCCCUACAACUUACAAUGAAAAAGUAGUAUCUUUUCUGAGGCAGCCAAAUGCAGGUGACAUUUUAAAAGAAAAAUACCCAACCUAUGCAUCGACUUCUAAGUUAAGAGACAAAGUCAAUAAAAUACAGUCUGGUGGUACUGAAGCACUGGAGAGAAUGUGCAAUGACUUGGAUCUUAUCUUAUUGUUAAGUGUUUUUGAGAAUGAUAUUAUGUCUUACAUACCCUCCCAGCUGUUGCAACCCCCAAGACCUGAUUCUCCAGUUGAAACCAGUCAAGGAUCUCCAAAUAUUCAAAGAGUCCGAGUACAUGCUCCACAGAAGAGAGAUUUUCAAGCAAAGUUACGCAAGUUCUACAAACAACUAGAAACCAAAGGCUAUGGACAAGGCCCAUCCAAAUUAAAAUUAAUGGUCAGAAGAGAUCAUGUUUUAGAGGAUGCUUUUAAUAAAAUAAUGUCCACACCAAAGAAAGAUCUGAUGAAAAGUAAACUUUACAUUACUUUUGUUGGAGAAGAAGGGUUGGAUUAUGGUGGUCCAGCUAGAGAAUUUUUCUUCCUGUUAUCUCGAGAAUUGUUUAAUCCAUAUUAUGGCCUGUUUGAAUACUCAGCUAAUGAUACAUACACUGUACAAGUCAGUCCUAUGUCUACUAUUGUAGAAAACCAUCAUGAAUGGUUUCGAUUUGCUGGGAGAGUACUUGGACUAGCUGUGGUGCACCAAUAUCUGUUGGAUGCUUUCUUUACCAGACCUUUCUAUAAAGCUUUAUUGAGAAUACAAUGGUCACUGGGAGAUGUUGAAACUUUAGAUGCAGAAUUUCACCAGAGUUUACUGUGGAUUAAAGAGAAUGAUAUUACUGACCUGGAUAUGGAUCUGACAUUUUCUGUUAAUGAAGAAGUUUUUGGACAGGUUACAGAGAGGGAAUUAAAACCAAAUGGAAAAUCAUUGUCUGUAACAGAGAGAAAUAAAAAAGAAUACAUAGAAAAGAUGGUAAAAUGGAGGUUAGAAAGAGGUGUCACAGAACAGACAGAAAGUGUAGUUAGAGGAUUUAAUGAGGUUUUAGACAGUCGUAUGGUAGCUAUGUAUGAUGCUAGAGAACUAGAACUGGUUAUAGCAGGAACUGUUGAGAUAGAUGUAAAAGACUGGCGAAGAAACACAGAAUAUAGGUCUGGUUACCAUGACCAGCAUCCUGUUAUACAGUGGUUCUGGCAGGCUAUAGAAAAGUUUGACAAUGAACGUAGACUCCGUCUCUUACAGUUUGUAACUGGGACAUCUAGCAUACCAUAUGAGGGAUUUUCUGCUUUAAGAGGUAGUAAUGGACCUAGGAAGUUUUGCAUAGAGAAAUGGGGUCGUACAACUAGUCUUCCGAGAGCUCAUACUUGCUUCAACAGAGUGGAUCUUCCCCCUUACACUUCAUUUGAUAUGUUAUAUGAGAAACUGGUUACUGCAGUCGAAGAAACAAGUACCUUUGGAAUAGAGUGAAGAAGACAUCUACUGAUAUACUGUUAAUCAUCUAGUGCAAUAUAGAAAGUGGUGAACUUCAGUAAUCAUAUCAAUAUUAUUGCUGCACAAAAAAUUGACUUUCAAGUUCUGCAAUAUGUGGCAUCAAAUAUAGAUAAACCUAUCUUCACAUUAAUAACCUUGACUGGGUUGCACAAAUGUCAUUUAAGUUAAACGUUUUAACUUUAUGUUUGGAAUAAAUCAUGAACAAAUUUAAUAAAGUUAUUCGACACUUAAAAUUUAAGUGUCAUUUAACUUUAAUUGACUUUAUGCCUGAAUAUUCACCACUGGAAUUAAGGAGUCAGCAAGGAAUUACAAGUAAUACCAUGUAACUUUAAAUACAUUUAAAAAUGAACAAUAGUUUCUUGCAAUAUUGUUUCUACAUUUAUAUUUUCUAAGAUAGAUAAAAACAAUAUUAUAUAUAUAUAUACAUAUGAAAUAUAGAUUUACAAUCUUUUUGGGACUUAUUUGUAAGUUUGCAAGAAUGCAAAAAGGCAUUAAAACUAUACGAUUCUUUUUUUUUAAAUGUCAGAAUAAUGAUUAAGUUGGCACAAUAGACUAAUUUUUGAAAAUGGAACACGGUAUGCUUUAAAUGCUUUUUCUUUGUUAUUUGUUAAGAUAUGAAGACAAGACGAGGUACUAAAUAUAAGAAGAAGCACCAAGCUACUGCUAUGAUGCACUUACUCAUAAUACAAAUACGAAAUAUUAAAUAGGUACCAUAUUUCUAGAAACUUUUCUUUUUUUUUUUUGCAAUUUUCUAUCUUCGAAAUUAAUACUUUCAGAGACAGUGCCCCAAAUUUCUAAUAUCAUGUUCCACAAUUCAUUAAUUGCUGGAUCUAUUUUCAUUCAAAUGAACUUUUUUAAUCCCAAAUAUUCAAAAUUUAUUUAUUUUUUAACCGAACCUUAAGUAAAAAAUCUCAGACCCACUUAAUGUAACAUUUUUUAUGUUCUCUCUGAUAAAAUAAACAGAUCUUUAGUAUCUCUCAAGUUGAUCGCUAGUUUUAGACUGGUGUACAGACAAAAUUUCUUCCAUACAUAGUCAUUUAGAAAUGUUGAUAUGAUGACCAUUUUACCAACUCUUUUGAAAAUGGUUCUGCACUAUCUCUCCUUUAAUCUGGAACUUCAUUUUUUUAAUAUCUUCUAAAAUAAGAAAGUUAUUGCUAUUUGAAUAUGGCUACCCUAAAUUACACUUGUGCUAACUUAAGAAAAGUAUUAGCUCCGACUUGUUGAAACGAUUUGUUUGUGAUUUUAUUGUAGUGACAUCAUAAGGUCAACUUGCUGACUUUAGAAAACAAUCUAAAUUCAAUAAAAUAUUAAGGAAAAUUAAAAGAGUACAAACUUUGCCAAAAAUACUCUUCUACCAACAAGUAGGUUAGCUCAAAAACUCUAAGAAUAUUUAAGUGGGUGAGCUUUGAAAUUUGUAUUGUUUUUCAGAUUUGGUGAGUUUAAACUUUUAUAUACUUUUGACAUUUGACUGUAAUUAUUGUUAUGACUCUUUAAACUGACUGUAAAAUGGGAUGCAUAAGACAAAACAAAUAACAUCAAUUUAUUGUAGUACUUAGAUUGAACAUGUAAUUCUCAAAAUUGGUUAAAGUUUUGAUAAGUUUUAACUCUAGUCCCUAUUUGCCAUUGGUAAAUUGAAAUAUUUAAAUUUAUGCAUACCAUAAUUUUUUUUAGAAACUUUUUUCUGGGCAUUGUGUUAUUUUGAUACAAAGAGUUGUGAUGUUUAUUUUCCUCUCUGUGUAUUUUGAGAUAGAAAAUAAAUUUCUAAUGCUAGCUUAUUAGUAGAAUUAUUUAUAGGCCAAAGAAACAAUGUCUUUUAACAUUUCAAUCAGAUUUAAAUCUAAAUGUAUAUUGGGGAUUAUAGAAGUAUAUAAAACUAGUGUAUUUAUAUAAUUAUUUAUAAGCCAAAGAAAAGAACAAUUUCUUUUUCCAUUUCAGUCAAAUCUACAUAGGCAUUUGUUUCUCAAAAGGUUGUUUGUUUUACAAACAUUAGUUAUUUGAACAUUUGUUCCAAAUUUACUGGUAAAUCUAAUGACUUUUUUGAAAUUGAGGUUAGAAGCCUGAUAGAUAUAUUUAUGCAUAAUCAUUGUAUGUAUUACUUGUUUAGUCAACAUCUGAAUUAAUCUCUAAUAAAGCAAAGAUACACUGGUGUAUGUAUAUAGAAUAUUUGUUGAGAUAUAAUAAACUAACAGACUGUAGAUGGCUAUUUGUUAAGAACAUAUAGACAGUGCUUGUUUUCCAAGAUGUACCAAUUUCAUUUCUUCUAAGGCAUGGUAUAUGUCUUAAUCUGUAACCAAUUGAUAUUAGGGUUUUCUAAUGAUAUCAUUUCUACAAUCUAAUUAAAAUCCAAUGUUGUGAAACGCUAAGCUCCCUCUAACCCUCUCUCUCCUAUUUUUUAAGUCCAAAACACCCCAUUUCAAGUCCAGUCUUUCACUCGUGGCUGUCAAUUUUUUUCUUUCUGUGACUUCUCUUCUCUCCUUGUCCAGCUGUUUACCCACGGCUGUCUAAUUUUUUAACGGGCCGCCUGUUUAAUUUUUAUUUCUAGGGUGGAAAGUAUCGUAACGAAAAAAUUAACAGCUGAUUUUAAUGAGAUUUACAAUUUUACAGUUAUACCUAUGAACAGUAGACUCUAAAUAAAAAUAUUAUUAAAAUAAUCUAGGUUAACGUUGUAGUUAACAGUUUAAUGCAUUGUUGUAAAGCUUUUAAGCUCUCAUGAUUUUUUUAUGUAUUUCAACCUUCAUUCAUUUUUCAUGAAUAAUCAUUUAUAAGUUGUUUUAUAUGUACAGAAGCCAAAGUUAUAUAUAGUCUAUCAUCUAAUUUAAAACAAUGUUGUCAGAAUUAAUUUAUCUAUUUGUAUGAUAGCAAUAUUUGUUUAUUAGGAUAUUUUGUGUAUGUUUAUACAUAUGAAUUUUGUAAUAUUGUUGUUUACAUGACCAGAAUGCAUGGUCACUUAUGUGUUCUAUAGAUGUAAACAAACAGACCUAAAAUAUGGAAAAAAAUAAAUUAAUUUAAGCAUUA
Messenger RNA from Mytilus californianus (California mussel), 8363 nucleotides. RefSeq names its product E3 ubiquitin-protein ligase HECW2-like. The record is from RefSeq and is a predicted model, not a curated record. The transcript has 28 exons. Bases 207 to 5324 code for a protein of 1705 amino acids. Gene Ontology annotation, molecular function: protein binding; ubiquitin-protein transferase activity. NCBI's taxonomy places the organism in Eukaryota, Metazoa, Mollusca, Bivalvia, Mytilida, Mytilidae. Gene Ontology annotation, biological process: regulation of dendrite morphogenesis.